Molecule: messenger RNA, 2724 nt
Organism: Phyllotreta striolata
Lineage: Eukaryota; Metazoa; Arthropoda; Insecta; Coleoptera; Chrysomelidae
Source: the annotation of a GenBank genome assembly
UUCGCGUUUUUCCUUCGAUCCGGUGUGCAUGUGUGUAAAACGGCGAUCCAUCCAGCGCCGAUCGAAUCGAGUCACCUGCGCGUGCUGGUCGUUUAGCCAUUUGUUUUAGCCGCGGCCGACUCGGAUCGGAAUUCCUCUUUUUUUUUUUCGAACUGGCGUGCUCCUCCAGGUGGAAAUCCGGGGAUUUCGUCGUAGGUAUUGAUAAAACUUGAUCGUGUGAAUAUGGGUGCGUGAAGUAUUAGCUUAUUGUGGAUUUUUUUUCGAUUGGAAUUUGGAGUACUAUCAUACGGUCUUUGCUUGAUGAGCAACAUGAUGGCGAUGGAGUACCCGAUGAACAACCACCGGCAGCACAAGUACGCCUGCUCGACGAUGUCGUCGGAGACGAUGAGCGGCAGCUGCGGCAGCAGGAACAACAGGAUCCGGACGAUCAGGCUGAUGAAGCGCAGCAACAACGGCCUGUCGUUGGGCGGCAGGAACGCGCCCAGCUUGGGCUUCAGCAUCCGGGGCGGGCACGAGCACGGUACCGGGUUCUUCGUGUCGCACGUGGAAGUCGGCUCCGAGGCGUACUUGCAAGGACUCAAGGUCGGAGAUCAAAUCGUCAGAAUUAAUGGCUUCACCGUCGAAGACGCCGUCCACAAGGAGGUUCUACAAUUGAUUUCUGCUCAUACGCACCUCACGCUCAAAGUUAGAAGUGUGGGCAUGAUUCCAGUUAAGGACAAGAAAACCGACAGUUUGAGCUGGCAAAUCGUCACCGACACCACCGCAUCCUCGCCCAGAUCCUCACCGCAAUUCGUCGAAAAAAAUCGAGACGUCCGCAUAAAUAUAAUGGUCGCCCCUCGCUCGAAACUCGGUUGUGGGAUUUGCAAAGGUCCAGAGUACAAGCCGGGAAUAUUCGUGCAAUUCACCAAGGAAGGGGGCAUAGCGAGGGAAGCUGGACUUCGACCGGGCGACCAGAUCCUCCAGUGCAACAACGUGGAUUUCUCCGACAUACCGUUCAACGAGGCCGUUAACAUUAUGAAGAACUCCCGCCAGUUGGAGUUGAUCGUGAGGAAGGCGGCGGCUUCCGAGCUGUUUCCCGGAGAAUCGAGCGGUUACAACAGCUCGGCCAGCUCGGUGACCGAGGACCAGAGCUCCUCGUGGGGCGAUUCCAAGCGCUUGUCCAUCGUUAAGGAGGAGAAUCAGAAUUUAGACGACAGAUUACACACUAGAAGUUCAUCGACGAGUAUAAGUUGGUCUUUGACCGAUUGGGAGGAGGAACAGCAGGAGAAAAAUGUUUACAAACCUACCGUUAUUUCUAUCAAUUUAUCGGAAAACGGUAACACUAUAAACAACGGAGCGGAAUAUCACAACAGAUACGAAAAUCCAGAAACUGAUAAAGUGCAGGAUCAGAAAGAGAGCAAAGUUGUCGUGGAAGUACACAGAACGAACGAAGACGACCAACCUGACUGCUUCAACAGACUAACUAAAAGCUCUUCUAACAGCAGCUUAGCCAGCAAGACCAGCAUGGCUAGCAGCAGCUUAUCAUCGGCCAUAUCCAUGGAGCUCAAACGACGAUCGGAAAAAAAAGCGACCAAAACCAACGAAGAGACCAUCGACGAUCAAAUCCAAAAGAAGAAACUCAUACGCGGCUUAAGCUCAGACCAGCAAUUCCAGCACACUAAAUUAAUGAACGAAUUCAAGCAAGUCCAUCAGAAGAUGUUCAAAUCACCGCCUGCUAACCAACCGGAAACCAAACCAACCCAAAAUACAAUGCAACGAUUGGCUCACAAGGAGCUCUCCCAGAAACUCUCCGACCGUUUGCUCAAUUUAGCUAAUAGUGAAAACAAUCGACCGAACGAACCUGUUUCGCCGCCACCUCCACCGCCCCCACCUCCAACUGCCGAGAGUACGCCCGCAGAACCACGACCGAAACUCCCAAUGCAACAGAACCCUUCCAAGCCAAAAGCCCCUCCAGUGCCAAUAAAACGAUCGGUCUUAUCCACCCACCAGCCCCCGCCUUGUCCAACCCCCGACUACGAUACGCUGAGCAUAUCCUCAUCCACGUCCACCAUCAAGCACAAAGCGUUCCACGAACGGGUCGAGAUGGAUUCCCUGGAGUCCAUCAAAAUCAACAACCCUUCCAAAGUCACCCCCAAGCCGCCCAACACCUACUUCCCCAAGAGGAACGUCUGUUCGAAGCUGUCCAACGGCUCGGAGAAGGCCAAAUCCGUGAACGUGAGCAUCGGAGAAUACGCUAAAGUGAAGAACCCGCCGGGGAAACUGAAUUUCCUAUCUGCUAACAGAAACACCGCGGAUUUCUCGGGCGGAUUGGCCUCGGAAUUGAGCCAAAUGCUGAACAAAUCGAAUUUGAAGAAACGCACCGAAUCGAUGGAUAACCUACUGCACGAUUCCCAAAUUCGGCCUCAGAGCAACGGUACAGUCAGGAUAUCAGUGAGCAACUUGGCGAAGGAAUUUGCGAAAUCGACGAAUGACUUGAAUCGGGAUUACGAUGUACCGGCUAAACCGGGAAAUAGGAUAACUAUCAAUGUCAAUCAAUUAGGAGGAUAGAAAAAUUAUUUCGGACGAAUUCGUCGCUAUCUACCCAGUCAAGUGCAAAUAAACCGAUUAUUUCGAAUAAUGGUCAUUAUAUUUAGUUUAACUUGUUUCGUUAUAUUUUUAUUUAUAUCUCUAUACUUAUUUCUAUUGUACCUAAUUUGUACGUUUUAAUAAAACAUUUAUACUGGU